AUGUCGACAAAACGUAUUGAAAAAUGGGAAAUCGAUCGCUACUGGGAGAUCUUCUCGUCCCUGGUCACACCGCCAGCAACUCCAUCUUCGCACCUGACCAAUGCUGCUGCGGCGGCGGUCCUCCGCAACUCGCAUCUUCGUGAUGACCAACUUGAACGUGUGUGGGAUCUGGCGGACGUCGACGGUGACGGAGAACUUGACUUCGAAGAAUUCUGCGUCGCCAUGCGCCUCAUCUUCGACCUGGUCAAUGGCGAGUACCAGGACGUCCCCAAGAGCUUGCCAGACUGGCUCGUACCGGAGAGCAAAGCCCAUCUUGUCGCCGCAAACAGGGCACUCUCGGGUGCACCUAGCGCCCAAUUUGAACGAAUCGAAGAUGACGAAGACGACGCUGGUCUCAAAGACGGCUUCGACUGGUACAUGACCCCAGGCGACAAGAGGAAGUACGAAGAGAUAUAUAGUGCCAACAAGAAUCGUCGAGGAGAGAUCAGCUUCGAGUCUCUACACAGCCUUUACAGCAGCCUUGAUGUGCCGGACACGGAUGUGCGAAGCGCGUGGAACUUGGUCAACACGAGUGGACGGGAUACCAUCAGUAAGGAUGCGUGUCUUGCGUUCUUGCAUAUCCUCAAUUUCAGGCACGAGGGGUACAGGAUACCUAGGACGGUGCCACCGAGUUUGAGAGCGAGUUUUGAAGGGAACAAAAUUGACUAUCAGAUUGAUAGUAUGCGGAACAGACCGAAUAAGUAUGACGAAGACACAUCGACGGGGAGAAAAGCCAAGUUUGGAGAUGCGUAUCUCAGCCGGAUCGGUGGACGGGGAGGGUCGGCUUAUCAACCUAAAGGUACGGAUUUCUCGGAUGUGGUCGAGGACGAGGACCUGGAAAAGGUCAGAUUACUGCGGGAACUGCGAGAGCUGGAGAGCCAACAUGAUGCAGCCAUCGCAGCAUCGGCUAGACGGCGGAAACAACGAGAGGAGAACGGCUCAAGGCAGCCUGGUAAGACGAACUGGACGCUGGUCAAAAGGGAGGCCCAGCAGCUGCUUGAAUAUAAGCAGCGGCAGUACGUGGACCUCAACUCGGACAAAGCAAAUCAGUCUGGAAACGAUCUCAAAAGACUGAGAGACGACCUGGCCCUGGUUGCGGAGCAGAUAGCUGGACUGGAGUCACACCUGAGGAAGCGGGAAUCCGAGUUGGAUAGCAUUCGACGUGAGAUCGAGAACGAGAAAAGCAGUAGAUAG
Molecule: messenger RNA, 1233 nt
Organism: Exophiala spinifera
Lineage: Eukaryota; Fungi; Ascomycota; Eurotiomycetes; Chaetothyriales; Herpotrichiellaceae
Exons: 1
Coding region: 1-1233 (410 amino acids)
Biological process (GO): actin filament organization; endosomal transport; actin cortical patch assembly
Cellular component (GO): plasma membrane; cytoplasm; mating projection tip
Molecular function (GO): calcium ion binding; protein binding
Source: RefSeq, a predicted model, not a curated record